UUAGGGAUAAGCGCUCUGCUUCUCGAAUCCGUUUAGUUAAAAAAUAUGAUUAGUAGGACGGGUUACUUCGAUUUAACUAAAGUCGCUCCAGAAUGCCUUCUAUACAAACGCUUCAUAGUUCGUCAAAGGCGAAAAAGAAACGGAAUUUGGCUCACGGAAUCUUCUGAUUUGGACGCAGUGUCACGUGACCCACACGCGAUUUUUGCCGUUUGGUAAAGAUGGCGGCGGGUAGUUAGCAAACAAGCGUAGACAAGGAGGAACAUCCUCAAUACAGCAGAGACAAGUGGGAGCCCUGAACACCGCCAAAUGAUGGAUCCUGGACAGGAUUUGCUUUUGGCGGCCCUGAGCGAAAGUGGAAUCUGCCCAAAUGACCUUUUUGACCUCGACCCACAGGACACGGUUCCACCCCCUGUGCCUCAACAGUCGGUAUCCGUCAGUGCACUGGAUGGAGUUAGUCUGGCAGCUGAGGCCGCUGGAAUCGUGCGGCUGGAGCCUGGUCAAUCUCCCACGCCUGUGCCCACCACCACCCCAACAAUCACCAUCAGACAGAAGCCACAGCCGUCGACCACAACGUUCGUCUUAAACCAACUCAACCAGCUGCCCUCACUUGGCACCAUCGUGGUCACCAAGCCCGCCUCGGGCUCCACCGGCCGGCAGACCAUCACGGUGACGAAGGUGGUACACGCGCGUGGGAUGAGCCCGGCAGCCGUGGUAGCCUCUUCGUCGCCCGUGUGCUCGGUUGUGCCCCCUGGCCGGGAACAGGUGAAGCUGAAGGACCUGCUGAAGCCGGGGGCCCUGAAGACCAGCAGCCUGGGGGAGCUAAUGAAGCUCAAGCCACCGGCCGACAUCGCCCCGCCUGUUGCCACGGCCACAGCCGCCAAAAUAAUUGUGGUCUCUUCCAAGAUGAUGAGUAGAGCAGCGGAGUUGAACAAUGGCGUGAAGAAAGAGGUGACCAGCAAAGACGUGGCCAGAAUCUGGGUGAACGAAGACCUGAAGAUGCGGAGUUUUUCCCCCACUAAUAUACCACACAUUAAAGAUGAAGAGGAACCAGAGGAAGAGGAAGAAGAGGAAAUGGGCCAUGCAGAGACGUAUGCGGAGUACAUGCCAAUGAAACUGAAGACUGGCUUGCGGCACCCUGACCCGGUGGUGGAGACCAGCUCACUGUCCAGCGUGAACCCGCCAGACGUGUGGUACCGCAUGGCUGUCCCAGAGGAGAUCAUCGACCGCGGCUGGCUUUCUGCCCUGCAGCUAGAGGCCAUCACUUACGCCAGCCAGCAACACGAGACAUUCCUUCCCAACCAAGACCGAGCGGCCUAUCUGAUUGGGGACGGGGCUGGAGUGGGCAAAGGCCGAACCAUCGCUGGAGUCAUUUACGAGAACUACCUACUGGGGAGGAAACGUUCCCUCUGGUUCAGCGUCUCCAACGAUCUGAAGUAUGAUGCAGAGAGGGAUCUGCGGGAUAUUGGCGCCAAGAACAUUCAAGUCCACUCACUGAACAAGUUUAAAUACGGGAAGAUCUCCUCGAAACACAACGGCAGUGUUAAGAAAGGAGUGAUCUUUGCCACCUACUCUUCCCUCAUCGGAGAGAGCCAGUCGGGAGGGAAGUACAAGACUCGAUUUAAGCAGCUACUGCACUGGUGUGGUGAUGACUUUGACGGAGUUAUUGUAUUCGAUGAGUGUCACAAAGCCAAAAAUGUUUGCCCGAUUGGGUCUUCAAAACCCACAAAGACCGGUUUGGCUGUGCUGGAGCUACAGAACAAAUUGCCCAAAGCCCGGGUGGUGUAUGCCAGCGCCACAGGUGCAUCGGAGCCACGGAACAUGGCCUACAUGAACCGCCUUGGUAUCUGGGGUGAAGGAACGCCCUUCAGGGAAUUCACCAACUUUAUUCAGGCAGUGGAGAGACGGGGUGUGGGAGCCAUGGAGAUUGUUGCCAUGGACAUGAAGUUGAGAGGGAUGUACAUUGCACGGCAGCUGAGCUUUCAGGGUGUGACAUUUAAAAUUGAAGAAGUCCCUUUAUCUAACGACUACAUCAAGAUGUACAACAAGGCAGUGCGGCUGUGGGUAAGCGCCCGAGAGAAGUUCCAGGCGGCAGCCAACCUGAUGGACGCAGAGCAGCGCAUGAAGAAAUCCAUGUGGGGCCAGUUCUGGUCUGCGCACCAGCGCUUCUUCAAGUACCUGUGUAUCGCCUCCAAGGUGCGCCGAGUCGUGCAGCUCGCCAGAGAGGAGGUCAAGAAUGGAAAGUGUGUUGUGAUCGGUCUCCAGUCGACAGGAGAGGCCAGAACACUGGAGGCCCUGGAGGAGGGAGGUGGAGAGCUCAACGACUUUGUGUCCACUGCUAAGGGUGUGUUCCAGUCUCUGGUGGAGAAGCACUUUCCUGCCCCUGACAGACAGAAGCUCUUUAGCUUGCUGGGUAUCGAUCUACCCUCCAAGAAACCCACCGCAGCAAACAACAACGCCCAGGACCAGAAGAGCACCAAGAGAAAAGGUCAGGAGAUCAAGAAGGAGACAAAGAGGAAACGGCGGUCAGGAGGGCUGUCUGGAAGCAGCUCUGAAGAGAGCCAAUCGGACGAGUCGGACCAGGACGCCGAGAGUGACGACAGCUUUAAGUCGGUCAGCUCCGGCGAGGAGGAAGACGACUUCAACCCUUUCAGGGACGAGUCCAGCGAGGAUGACGAGGGUGAUCCCUGGCUCAUUCGGAAAGACUCCAAGAAAGGCAAAGAGAAGAAGGGGAAGAAGAAGAAGAAGAAGAGCAUUGACCCGGACUCCAUUCAGAGUGCCUUGCUGGCGUCUGGUCUGGGCUCCACCAGGCCCGCCUUCACCACGCCCUUAGCCAAAGUGCCUGCCGCCGUCACCCCAGCAGCUAAGACGGAGAGUGAUGGCUGCAUGACCAGCCAGGACGCAGUGGAGGACGCCCAGCAGAUGAAGCGCCACCUACUGGAGGAGCUGGAGAAGCUCUCGGAGCAGCUGCCCCCCAACACGCUGGACGAGCUCAUCGACGAGCUCGGGGGCCCUGAGAAUGUGGCUGAGAUGACGGGACGUAAAGGCCGGGUUGUCAGUAACGAUGACGGCAGCAUAUCCUACGAGUCACGCUCGGAGCUGGAUGUUCCCGUGGAGAUCCUGAACCUGACAGAGAAACAACGCUUCAUGGAUGGAGAGAAGAACAUUGCCAUAAUCUCGGAGGCGGCCAGCUCGGGUAUCUCUCUGCAGGCGGACCGCAGGGUGAAGAACCAGCGGAGGAGAGUGCACAUGACCCUGGAGCUGCCCUGGAGUGCAGACAGAGCCAUCCAGCAGUUUGGCCGGACACACAGAUCCAAUCAGGUCACAGCGCCGGAGUACGUGUUCCUCAUCUCUGAGCUGGCAGGAGAACAGAGAUUCGCCUCAAUUGUUGCCAAAAGACUUGAAAGCUUGGGUGCUCUGACGCAUGGUGACAGAAGAGCAACAGAGACACGAGACUUGAGCCGAUUCAACUUUGACAACAAAUACGGAAGAAAUGCGCUGGAAAUAGUCAUGAAGUCCAUUGUCAAUCUGGACUCUCCCCUGGUUUCCCCUCCCUCAGAAUUUGAAGGGGAUUUCUUUAAAGAAAUCCGCAAUGGCUUAAUAGGCGUUGGCCUGAUCAAUGUUGAGGACCGGUCGGGGAUCCUUACGUUGGACAAAGAUUAUAACAACAUUGGGAAGUUCCUUAAUCGGAUCCUUGGUAUGGCAGUCCAACAGCAGAAUGCCCUCUUCCAAUACUUUGCUGAAACACUAACAGCAGUCAUCCAGAAUGCCAAGAAGAAUGGACGUUAUGACAUGGGAAUUCUGGAUUUGGGCUCAGGGGAUGAGAAGGUGAAGAAAGUGGACAUGAAGAAAUUCUUGACCCCUGGAUAUUCAACCUCAGGUCAUGUGGAGUUGUACACUGUAAGCGUAGAGAGGGGGAUGUCAUGGGAAGAUGCCACCCAUAUAUGGGCAGAACACAAUGGCGCUGAUGAUGGCUUCUAUGUGCAGGUGAGGAACAAUAAGAAAACUGCCCUUUUGGUCACAGAGGUCAACACCAAGAAGAGGCUCUUUCUGGUUUACAGACCGAACACAGGGAAACAACUGAAACAAGAGAGUUACGCUGACGUCCGGAAAAAGUGUAAAAAGGUCCUGUCCGAUGAUGCCAAGCAGCACUGGAUAGAUCAGUACAACUCCUCAGCAGAGAUCUGUGCUCAUGCUUACUGGCGUGGGAACUGCAAGAAGGCAUCCGCAGGGCUGCAGUGCGAGAUAGGGCUACGCUGUAGGACCUACUACGUCCUGUGCGGCUCGGUGCUCAGUGUCUGGACCAAAGUAGAGGGGGUGUUGGCCUCCGUCAGCGGAACCAACGUCAAAAUGCAGAUCGUUCGUUUGAGAACGGAAGACGGGCAGAGAAUUGUGGGUUUGUUGAUCCCAGCCAACUGUGUGUCCCCUUUGACCAACCUCCUGUCGUCGUCGGACCAGUCGCAGCAGCUGGCUGUCCAGCAGCAGCAGAUGUGGCAGCAGCUGCACCCGCAGAGCCUCAGCCACUCUGCCAACACAUAGCCCCCACCUCACCCCGUCCCACUCUCCUUCCUCCUGUAGCCGGCAGGCUCCGGACUUUUACCCUCCUCCUCACCUUUGAACUUUCAACCUCUGGCCCCAGUCGGCUCCUCGUGAUGCUGCCGCGGCUGCUGCUCCUGUCGCUGUCACUGCUGCCGGAGUGCUUUGUCUCAGUCAGACAGACAGACAGACAGACCGACAAACAGACAGACAGACCACAGGGUUCUGCUGACUUCUGGGUUCCAAGUGGAAAGAGCAGGAGUAGGUUCCUGACUUGUUCCUCGCAGGUAGUGUGUAUGUGUGAGUGAGAGAGAGAGAGAGAGAGAGAGAGAGAGAGAGAGAGGCCGCAAGGAGAGCUGCCCAGACAGUCGUGGUGGUGCUGUCCACGCCGCCGCGACCACCUCCUCUUCCUUCUCCGCCUGUGUGUAACCUUUGAGCUUUUGAACAUGUGACCUCUAGCAGGAAGUGGAACCCCCCUCCGAUGGCCUGCUCCACUGCACCCCUCAUGACACUGACAGGUCUACACUCAGGGGAAUCACUACACGAACGUAGUCAUCUCUCUUUUCGUCGACACGCAAAAGAAGUUUGGCAUCGAUCCGAGGUGCCCGAAGCACGCAUGCAUACUCACUCAAAACAACGCCCCCUCUUUCCCCUCUCUCCAUGUCUCUUGUGCCUCAGUCUUUUUUCGUCCCUCAGCAUGCUCCUGGUGAAGAGGGUGGAUGGAGGUAAAGCGUGGGGUUGGGGGGGGUUGGGGGGGUGUGUGCCUCCUCAUCGAAGUAAGUGGAGAACUGCGACUGCAUGGCGAGAGCUCCUUUUUUUUAUGUCCAGUUUUCCUAGUUGAGGGUCGAAUAGGUUUGAUGUGAAUGCACUGUGCGGGUGUGAGGCAGCCAGCCAAUCAGCCAGCAAGCCAGCAAGCGCGAGUCCCUGUUCAAACUGGAACCUCUUCAAAAGCAGGACUCCGAUGUGGCCGGUGGCAGUGCGCCUCCCAAUAUGGGCGUCAUCGCGAGCCAAUGUUUUUGUGCGUCAAGGCAUCUUUAGUGCGAGCUCCUGUUUCCUUUCUCUUCAUUUUUCUUUCCUCCCUUUUCAGAGUGCUGUAUAAGUGGACAGGGUAGGCUUCAUUUAGGUUGCUUCUUUUUUUUUGCUAUACCAGUGUGUGUAUAGGUGCAUAUCUUAAAAGGAAAAAAAAAACAUGUUUUGCUUAAAAUAUUAGAUGUUGAAACACUUGAAGGACAAUGUCAUUUCAUCCUUGCACGAGUUGCACUACUGACUGAUUGAUGUACAAAGACUAUUAAAAUGAACAGUGCAAGACUUCUACCUCUUGCAAAAGACCAAUAAAACUCCUUGUGGACAAACA
Alosa alosa (allis shad) is the source of this 5887-nucleotide messenger RNA. RefSeq names its product strawberry notch homolog 1 (Drosophila) (gene sbno1). The record is from RefSeq and is a predicted model, not a curated record. Bases 307 to 4536 code for a protein of 1409 amino acids. Gene Ontology annotation, biological process: regulation of DNA-templated transcription. NCBI's taxonomy places the organism in Eukaryota, Metazoa, Chordata, Actinopteri, Clupeiformes, Clupeidae. Gene Ontology annotation, molecular function: histone binding; chromatin DNA binding. Gene Ontology annotation, cellular component: nucleus. The transcript has 33 exons.